CUUUGUUUAGAAUUUAAAUCUUUUAUGUAUUUCACAAGAUAGCUUGAAAUUAACGAGCUCGAUUAAUCAUACUGCUGAGUAUCCAGGCGUCCAUAAUUAAAUAACCGUCCGCAAACUACGCAGACAUGCACUGCCUGCUGUGUUGUCUGUUUUGACAGGUGACAGGCGAAUGGUUGCUGGGAAGUUCAUAUGAUAUAAUCGACGAGGAAGCGAGUGAGUGGUAUUUGUUUGCGGAAAUUAUGAUUUUUAUUAGGCUAUGUGACUGGAACUAGUACUGUAUGUCAACCAAAGAGAGUCUUGAUUUCGUGAUCCAAGAUAUCUUACAACUUUGUUGAGUUAAUUGCGACCAAUGUAUAAAUCACUCCACCAGCAGAAAGGAAGAUAAUACGUAUAACUGGUUGGAAGAUAAGCAUUUCUGUUGAAACUUAUGACUGUGUUACCAGCCAUCUGACUGUUUAUGUCGCCAUGCGAUUAUUCAUUUUUCCACUGGUGGUGGCUCUGAUAAUUGCUCUGAAUAGUACAUAUGCAGAUGUCAUUGUUUACUCAGUGGAUUUGCCCCCUCCGAUUGCUGAAUUCCGGGAUCUACCUGCGCGAUUUGGAGAUGGAAUUCCUUCUGAUGGUCUGAAGGGAAUGUUGGUACUUGCUAAUCCACUAAAUGCAUGCUCUCCCAUUGAGCCACCGCCACAGGAUUCCGAUGGAGAUCUCCUGGCUGUAUGGAUGGUGCUGAUCAAAAGGGGUGAUUGCACCUUUGAAAGCAAAGUUAGGAAUGCACAGAAUGCCAACUACAGUGCUGCAAUAGUCCACAAUGUAAAUUCUAGUAUUCUCGAGACAAUGACUGCAAAUCAUCCUCAGGGAAUCCACAUUCCAUCAAUUUUUGUUAGUGAUGCAACUGGCACAUCACUGAAAAACAGAUAUCUUUUUAAAUAUGGUUACUAUAUUGUCAUUACUGAUGACAUUCCUUUCAACAUAAGUGCCACUCUGCUGUUGCCUUUUGCCAUUAUUGUGGGGCUCUGCUUCUUGAUUAUGCUCAUCAUCAUGGUUGUUAGAUGUAUACGAAACAGACGUCGUGAGAGACGUCACAGGCUACCGGCAUCAUCUCUUCGUAAAAUACCCACUGCAAAGUUUCAGAAAGGUGAUCCAUAUGAAACCUGUGCCAUCUGCCUGGAGGAUUACAUAGAGGGUGAUAAGCUUCGCAUUCUGCCCUGUUCACAUGCAUACCACAGCAAGUGCAUAGACCCAUGGUUAACACGGAACAGAAGAGUGUGCCCAGUUUGUAAAAGACGUGUAUUUGCUCAUGAUGAGCAUUUGUCUGAGACAGAAAGCGACACAGACACCGAUGAUACCACACCUCUUCUUCGCCAGCCCUCUCAUGUCACUCAAGGUGGAACCUUCACACCAGCAUCAUCUGAUGUUGGGGGGAGCAGCAUCACAGGUGGAAGUACAAAUCGUGUUGAACAGAAUGAUUCGGCUGCAGAUCUGUCACGGUCUGCACCAGCAGCUUCUUUACCCCGAGGAAUUGCACGUCACAUUGGUAGACGACGCAGACUCUUCCAUUCAGUGCAGCCUGAAGUGGCACAUCAGCGGCUCCAGCCACAGCAAGAUUCAGAAUCUGUCACCUCAGAGUCCUCUUCUGCUUCAACAGAAACCUCAUCUGAUUACUGGGACAGUUUGUAUGCGUCAGCCGAAGCUCCAGAUGAGGCACAGCAGCAAGGUAAUGUGAUGUUUUGUGAGAGAGGACCAACUGCAGUGCCAACAGUUUCAGGAGAACAUUCCAUAAAUGGUGAUGGCCAAGUCCACAGCCCUGCAAGUGGUAACAGCAGGACACACGAUGUUGUUGUGUGAGAAUUGUUGUUCAAUAAGGGUUGAUGCGUAUGUAACAAGGGCACUUCCCAAGUGCAUUGUAGCAGGUGCUUAGCAGAGCUGCAUGCUCCUAGAAAUAUUCUUGUAUUGUUCUAUCAGAUUCUGUAUUAUCAACAUCUUUCUUCCCUGUACCACUUCUCCUACCCCCGUGAUGUUACAAAGAUGUCAAGCUUUUGUAGGUUCUGCAUGAAAUUAAAAGUUCACACACAAACUACUUCCACUUUUGUGGUCUUUGCAGGGUCUGCUGUUCCUUGUGAGCAUGAAUAUUUUCCAUCAAGGAGCUGUUGCAUUCUCAUAGAUCACAUGAAUGAUAUAUUAUUACAUUGAAGAUUUGUUUAAAACGUGGCUCGUGUUGGGGAGAAAAACUUAGUGUUUCACACUAUGGUUAAAAAAAUCACUUUACAGCCACAAUCACUGUUGUGGGCUACAAACAAAGUAUUUUAUAUAACAUCCAUAACUAAUUUAUAGCUUUUGUAGUAGUGUCUCAACCUUGAUAAGCAAGGUGUUAUUUGUUUGGAGUAUUUCUUGGGAAUAAUGCAUUUUCAUCUAGGGGUAAAGUGAAAAAUGUACAUAUUAAUGUGUUAAUUUACUUACUUCUUUGGUCAUAUAAAACUUAUGUGAUGAUGUUUGGUAGUGAUCUGACAAUGCCUCAUGGAAGCAAGAUAAUUUUUAAAUGUGAAAAUGUAUUUAACUUAAUAUAUGGCCUAUAAUUAGUGUAAAGCUAAAUAUUAUAAAUAUAUUAUCAGUAGGUGGGAAGGCAAAAAUGAAUGUGUGCUUGAAGCUGCUUUUAUUGUUCUCACUAUUAAAAGAGAUUUUUUUUUUUAAUUUUAGAUGCACACUCAUAACAUUUUCCUUAAUAUUACCAUUUAUGCAGCCAUCAGUUUCUGUGGUCCAUUAGUAGAAGUAUUAUCAUCAAACAUUUUUCAAAGCAGUGUUAUUGUUAAUUGAUGGACGUAGCAUAGUGACAACAUUUGCGCUUGUAAUUAAGUAACUGAAUAGUACUGGUUCACUUUCUGCACCAGAUUUUAUUUCGUAUUAUGAGUCCAUCACUCCUCUCACAAUGGAGUCCAUGCUACAAAUAUACUUUUGUUACUAAGUAACUAAAUUAUGAAUGAUUUAGCAGUGAUAGCUAUGAUCACACUUUUAAGGGUUUUUCCCCUCCCUUAAUGCCCUCUGAUGAGAGGACGACUUAAAUUUUAAAAGCUGUAUUUUAAUUAGCUGUGAACAAUUUGUAGAUGAUGCAAUUUAGGUUCAGUUCUUCCAUCUUCAACAUGUGUUGCAUUUUCAGCUAAAAAUAUCAGUUAACUGAGAUAGUGGAUCAUUUCUGAGUUAUGAAAAAAUUGAUUGAAUAUUCAUCGCUUUAUUGAAACUGUAUAUCGUGUGUAAAGAGCCCGUGUAACCACUGGUGUUUAUUUUACACAUGGUGCUACUACAUUUGUCUGUCUUUGUAUAACCCAUGUUACAUAUAUACGUAUGUGUGGGGUGGGGGGGGGGGGAGUGAGAGUGUGAGUGUGAGUGAGUCAUCAUUCGUACCUUUUUAUAAUUGUAAACCAUAAAUUGUGGGAACUGCUUUUAAUGGUGUCUGUAGUUUCCUUCCAAACUGAGCUGUGUAAUCACCUAAUUGCAGCUAUGGUCAGUAUACAAAAUAUAUGCAGGAUUAUGUACCUUUAAGGAAUUCAUUUUUAAAAUGAGCAGUAAAACUUCAGUACACUAAAUCUGAAUGAGACUGUGAUAUUAUUGUUGCCAUAACACGUAAGAAAUAUGUAAAGUGUUGUUAUUUAUUGUAAAAAGAUUUUAUAGUUCUGCAAAAUAAAAUAUUUUUGUUUCACCAACA
Messenger RNA from Schistocerca nitens (vagrant locust), 3694 nucleotides. It is a transcript of the gene gzl, whose product is annotated as E3 ubiquitin-protein ligase RNF13. Gene Ontology annotation, cellular component: cytoplasm; nucleoplasm. NCBI's taxonomy places the organism in Eukaryota, Metazoa, Arthropoda, Insecta, Orthoptera, Acrididae. The transcript has 8 exons. The record is from RefSeq and is a predicted model, not a curated record. The coding region runs from base 466 to 1842 and encodes 458 amino acids.